AUGGACGCACCUUCUGCAGGAGGAGAGAGUGUGACUGUGCGGACCCCGAGGCAGACCUGUUCUGCUGUCCUGAGUGUGACUCCAGAAAGUCCAGCCAAUGUCUGCACCAGAGUGGACACACACUGUACCGCAGCAGAGACUCCUGGAUCUACAGCUGCCAGCAGUGCCGCUGCCUGGUAUGUACACACACACAGACGUUUGCAUGCAUAUACACAUGCUUGAAUGCACAUACAGACACACAGACAUUCACACACACACACACUUCUUGUGUACUUUGUUGUACACAAACACACACACUCUCUUGUUCACACACGCACGUUUUAAACUUGUGCAACAUGGAUGAAGAGGAUGUGUGUCUCCUCUGAUCAUGAUUGCGUGUCUUCCAUGAGCAGCACCCAGCUAAUUAUUAUGGCUACCUGGAAACAAAGCAGUUCCUUGCAUGCUAAUGAGACAGGCUGUGAAGAAGCCUGAUAACUGAAGAAAAAGCAGAUGAUACCAUCUUGAUAUGAAAUACAAUUAUAAUUUUUGUGGCCUUGGCUGCGUUUGUGAAUGUGUGUGACGUCUUUGUGUGUGUGUGUACAUGUGCGAGGUGUAUGACCUUACUCUGGUGGACCUAAUAAUUAGUGGGCUCUGACAGCUGUGCAAUUAGCGAAGCGGUGCUGCCGUGGAAACACAAAUCCCAGGAUCAGCACGGCACCAACAACCACUCUAAUUGGCCCAGCCAGCCUUCAGGUGUCAUCAGAAAGGAAUAAAUACAUUCUAAGGCCUUAGACACAGGUGUCACUACUGUAGCCUAUGGCCAAACCUUCAAGUGACUCACACCAAGAGAGACAGAGAAUCUAGAGUGUGAGCCUGUGAUAUUAAACUGAUAUUAUAAACUGUGUGCUUCGAGCCCUGAAUGCUGAUUGGCUGACAGCCGUGGUAUAUCAGACAUAAUACCACAGGUAUAACCAGUUUAUAAUAGCAAUAAGGCACCUUCGAGGUUUGUGGUAUAUGGCCAAUAUACCAUGGCUAAGGGCUGUAUCCACGCACUCCGUGUUGUGUCUUGCCUAAGAACAGCCCUUAGCUGUGGUAUAUUGGACAUAUACCACACCCACUUGGACCUUAUUGCUUAAGUAUAUGUACUGAUCCCACUGUCAGCCAUCAGGUGAUUCACAUCAGAGAGCUGCUCAGACACUUGUCUCUCUACUCCUAGAUUUAUCCUUUCAAUAUGGUCUUACAAUACCCCAUAGUAGUCAUCUCAGGGUCCAGCGGUUAUAAGGACUGUUCCAAACUAUUUUUUUCGGCCCUUGUUUUUCUUUUAUUCUCCUCCAAUCCCUCUCCCCUUCUCUCUCUUUCUCUCUCUCUCUCUGUAGGAGGGAGAGGUGGACUGCUGGCCCCUGGCGUGUCCAGUGUUGUCAUGCAAGUACUCAGCCUUGGCGGAGGGUGAAUGUUGCCCGCACUGCGUCACUGACCCCUGCGUGGCAGACAAUAUUGCCUACGACAUCAGGCAGACCUGCCAGGACCCCACGGGCAUCACCCGCCUCAGCAGUGCCACGUGGCCCAUGCCAGGGUCACCCUGUACCACCUGCAAGUGCAAGGUAACAACAACAACUCAUCUCUUAACUGACACAGACACACACACACAGACAAACACAUAUACACACACAGGCGCACGCAAAAACACACAUACAGUACCAGUCAAAAGUUUGGACACACCUACUCAUUCAAGGGUUUUUCUUUAUUUUUACUAUUUUUUACAUUGUAGAAUAAUAGUGAAGACAUCAACACUAUAUAAUACCACACAUUGAAUCAUGUAGUAACCAAACAAGUGUUAAACAAAUCAAAAUAUACUUAGGUUCUUCAAAUAGCCACCCUUUCCUUGAUGACACCUUUGCACACUCUCGGCAUUCUCACAACCAGCUUCAUGAGGUAGUCACCUGGAAUGCACUUCAAUUAACAGGUGUGCCUUCUGAAAAGUUAAUUUGUGGAAUUUCUUUCCUUCUUAAUGUGUUUGAGCCAAUCAGUUGUGUUGUGACAAGGUAUGGGGGGUAUACAGAAGAUAGCCCUAUUUGGUAAAAGACCAAGUCCAUAUUAUGGCAAGAACAGCUCAAAUAAGCAAAGAGAAAGGACAGUCCAUCAUUACUUUAAGACAUGAAGGUCAGUCACUCUGGAAAAUGUCAAUAACUUUGAAAGUUUCUUCAAGUGCAGUUGCAAAAACCAUCAAGCGCCACGAUGAAACUGGCUCUCAUGAGGACCGCCGCAGGAAUGGAAGACCCAGAGUUACCUCUGCUGCAGAGGAUAAGUUCAUUAGAGUUACCAGCCUCAAAAAAUGCAGCCCAAAUAAAUGCAUCACAGAGCUCAACUCACAGACACAUCUCAACCUCAACUGUUCAGAGGGGACUGUGUGAAACAGGCCUUCAUGGUCUAAUUGCUGUAAAAAAAAACACAACUAAAGGACACCAAUAAUAAGAAGAGACCUGUUUGGGCCAAGAAACACGAGCAAUGGACAUUAGACCGGUGGAAAUGUGUCCUAUGGUCUGGAAUCCAAAUUGGAGAUUUUUGGUUCCAACCGCCGUGUCUUUGUGAGACGCGGUGUGCAUGAACGGAUGAUCUCCGCAUGUUUAGUUCCCACCGUAAAGCAUGGAGGAGGAGGUGUUAUGGUGUGGGGGUGCUUUGCUGGUGAUGCUGUCUGUGAUUUAUUUAGAAUUCAAGGCACACUUAACCAGCAUGGCUACCACAGCAUUCUGCAGUGAUAUGCCAUCCCAUCUGGUUUGGGCUUAGUGGGACUAUCAUUUGUUUUUCAACAGGAUAAUGACCCAACACACCUCCAGGCUGUGUAAGGGCUAUUUUACCAAGAAGGAGAGUGAUGAAGUGCUGCAUCAGAUGACCUAGCCUCGACAAUCCCCCGACCUCAACCCAAUUGAGAUGGUUUGGGAGGAGUCGGACGGCAGAGUGAAGGAAAAGCAGCCAACAAGUGCUCUGCAUAUGUGGGAACUCCUUCACGACUGUUGGAAAAGCAUUCCAGGUGAAGCUGGUUGAGAGAUUGCCAAUAGUGUGCAAAGCUGUCAUCAAGGCAAAGGGUGGCUAUUUGAAGAAUCUCAAAUGUAAAACAUAUUUUGAUUUGUUGAACACUUGUUUGGUUACUACAUGAUUCCAUAUGUGUUAUUUCAUAGUGUUGAUGUCUUCUCUAUAAUGGCCCCGUGUAGCUCAGUUGGUAGAGCAUGGCGCUUGCAACGCCAGGGUUGUGGGUUUAAUUUCCACAGGGGGCCAGUAUGAAAAAAAAAAAUGUAUGCACUCACUAACUCUAAGUUGCUCUGGAUAAGAGCGUCUGCUAAAUGACAAAAAUGUAAAUAUUCUACAAUGUAGAAAAUUGUAAAAAUAUAGGAAAACCCUUGAAUGAGUAGGUGUGUCCAAACUUUUGACUGGUACUGUACAUACAUUCAUACAUACAUACAUAGUUUGAAAAAUGUAUGCACUUACUAACUGUAAAUCGCUCUGGAUAAGAGCGUCUGCUAAAUGACUAAAAUGUCAAUACACACACACUGACACACACACACACACACACACAGAGUGAAUGGCAAGCUUUCCCUGCACCUCCUGCAAGUGCAAAGUAUUGUACAGGUUCUGCUGAUAUUGUGUCAUACAGGCACACCUUUUAGACACACAGCCAAUGCCAGGACCACCCUGCAUAUUUACAGGAACACAAACACACACAGCUUUGUCACCUGCAAGAACAAAGCAGGCAACCCUAACCUAGGCCAGGAUUCAAUGCAGGGCACAUCAGAGGGCAGCACACUGUACAGCCGAUAAUGCACUUUUUAAAGGCAUUUUCCCCGAUGUUCGCAGAGAUCGCAUUCAUGGUAAAUGCUGCAGAUGUCGACUCUAUAGCGUAAAUUACCUUUUAACAUUUGUUGAAUCCCAGCCCUAACUUCACCUUGCAUCACACACACAUGGUAACAUAAGCAAACAAGCACAAACAGAAUGGAACUAACUACCUGUCUCUCUUUUUUUUUCUUCAUGUUCCCCUUUUGUAUCACUGCCGUGGUCAGAAUGGAAGUGUGUGUUGCUCGGUGGAGCUGGACUGCCUUCAGAACAACUAAACACUCCUCUUUCGGAAGCCGUACUCCUCUCCUCCACUCCAAUAGCUCCUUUCCUCCAAUCCUAGACUGGUCAUACUGUUUGAAGACCCUACCUUUGGACCUUUUUUCCACGCACAUACGCACGCGCACACACACACUCUGCCUGGGUUAGGGCAGUGGCUAGAGCUGUGUGUCCACACUGGUUCUUCAAGCCACACUGUAUCGCUGACAGACGGAGAGAUGGAGUGUGUGUCUGUUAUACAACUACAGGAGGAGACCGACCCACAUAUAACCGUUUCCUCACUCACCCCCUACUUGCACCCUUAUACGUGUGUGUAGGUUGUGUGCGUGCAUGUGUGUGAGUGUGUGUAUACCAGGGAUUCCCAAACUCUUUUGGCCCACAACCCCAUUUUGAUAAAAAAAUAAUUGCUACCCCACCAUGUAAAAAGUUAUGUAAUCAAGGGACAGUUUUUUUAAAUUGGGGCUAUGACAGUCUAUUAGAAAUCAGUCUGACCGUACUUUUGACAGUAUUUCAAUGUGAAGGAAUUAUGGUUUGAAGUGACUGAAAUGCAUCGGAAAUGUGUUGGGAAGUUCAGAAAAUCAUCAGGCAAUAAUUUUGUAUGAUCUUCUGUGUAGAAAAGAACAUCAUCGUUGAUGAUGCUUUUUUUCCCCAGUCUGAUUUACUGCCUGGUCUUGUCCACUCUGUUCUAAUGAGUCCUGUGUGACAUGUGGGAAUUGUAGAGGGAGACAGAAAACGCAUGCGUGUUCCUGAGAAUCGUAUGUUUGAUGGGGUCAUAAUAUUUUGUAGCUUAAAUGGUUCAAAAGAUAGAGCCACAUUUGCAUGAAGAAAACAGAAACUGCUGUGUUUAUUACAACUGCAUCUAGCGGCUACCAGCGCAAUUCUUUCCCCCGAGUUUCUCUCAAAUGAAAUUGUAUUGGUCGCGUACACAUAUUUUGCAGAUGUUAUCGCAGGUGCAGUGAAAUGCUUAUGUUUCUAGCUCCAACAGUGCAGGAAUACCUAACAAUACAAAAUAAUACACACAAAUCCCCAAAAAUUUAAAGAAAGAAAUUAAGAAAUAUCAGAACAUGCAAUGUCAGAGUCUGAAAUAUAAAUGUAUAUAGUGGUGUAUAUAGACAGUAUGGACAGUAUAUGAAUAGAAAAGGUGUGUACAGCAGUAGUUAUAUAGGAUGAGCCUUGACUAAAAUCCAGUAUAUACUGUACAUAUGAAGUGGGUAAAAUGGUAUGUAAACAUUACUAAAGUGACCAGUGUUCAAUGACUAUGUACAUAGGGCAGCAAUAUCUAAGAUGCAGGUAGAGUACCAGGUGGUAGCCGGCUAGUAACAGUGACUAAGGUUCAGGGCAGGGUGCUGGGCGGGGGCCGGCUAGUGGUGACUGUUUAACAGUCUGAUGGCCUGGAGAGAUAAGCUAUUUUUCAGUCUCUCGGCCCAAGCUUUGAUGCACCUGUACUGUCUCUGCCUUCUAGAUGGUAGCGAGGGUGAACAGGCCGUGGCUCGGAUGGCUGAGGUCCUUGAUGAUUUUCUUGGUCUUCCUGUGACACCGGGUACUGUAGAUGUCCUGGAGGGCAGGCAGUGUGCCCCCGGUGAUGCUUUCGGGCUGAUUGCACCACCCUCUGGAGAGCCCUGCGAUUGCGGACGGUGCAAUUGCCAUACCAGGUGGUAAUACAGCCCGACAGGAUGUUCUCAAUGAUGCAUCUGUAGAAGUUUAUGAGGGUCUUAGGGGCCAAGCCUAAUUUCUUCAGCCUCCUUCUUCACCACACUGUCUGUGAAUGGACCAUUUCAGGUUGUCAGUGAUGUGCCCACUGAGGAACUAGAAGCGUUUCAUCCUCUCCACUGCAGCAACAUCGAUGUGGAUGGGGGCGUGCUCUCUCUGCUGUCUCCUGAAGUCCACGAUCAGCUCCUUCAUUUCAUUUUGUUGACGUUGAGGGAGAGGUUAUUUUUCUGGCACCACUACGCCAGGGCCCUCACGUUCUCCCUGUAGGCUGUCUCAUUAUUGUUGGUUAAUCAAGUGGGGACAACAGACAAGGAUAGAGAGAUUGAAUAUGUCCAUAAACACUCUAGCCAACUGCACACGCGGAUAGGGAUGCUGUCUGGGCCGGCAGCCUUGCGAGGGUUAACACGCUUAAAUGUCUUACUCACGUCGGCCACAGAGAACGAGAGCUCACAGUCCUUGUGUUUUCCUCGAAGCGGGCAAAGAAGGUGGGACCGAUGACACUGCUGUGAGGUAGUCAACUGUCCCCGUACCAGGGUUGUAUUCAUUACUACACACUGAAAUGAAAAUGUGAGUUUCUUAUUGAACAAAUUCAGGUAGUACAUCCCCGUUUCGGUCCAUUUUCUUCUGCUUGGUUUUUACUGAAUACGACCCAGGUGGAUGAGAUGAGCCACCCUCCUUUAGAAUAUAACGUUUUUUGAGCUCUUUGAAAAGUGCCAUAAAAAUUGCUUUCCAAUAUCAUUAUUGUAGUCAUCAUGUGUUAUAGUGUGAAAUACUGAUCCUGAUUGAGCACACAAUGUCUUUGUCCCACCUGAUCUGAGGUCAGCCCUGCUGUAUAGUGGUACAAUGGAUGUGUUGUCUUAUCCUAGAGAUCCAAUCUACAGCAUUUCAUAUGGGCACUGAUGUCGCUAAUGUCUUUUAGGUUCUACAAGGAGUACAAAUGA
Coregonus sp. 'balchen' is the source of this 6734-nucleotide messenger RNA. NCBI's taxonomy places the organism in Eukaryota, Metazoa, Chordata, Actinopteri, Salmoniformes, Salmonidae. The record is from the annotation of a GenBank genome assembly.